GGCCCGGGGCUCAGAGCGGAGCAGGCUCGGACAGGAGAGCUGCACCAUGAGGCUGUUUGUCUUGCUGGCUGUGCUCUGCAGUGGAGUGAUGAGCAGUAUUGUGCCACAGAAAAUGUAUGGGAGGAUCACGUCCCCAAAUUUCCCAGAUGUCUACCCAAACCACAAGGAGAGGAUCUGGAAUAUUACUGUCCCCAAGGGAUAUUCUGUCCGUAUCUACUUCACCCAUUUCGACCUGGAGCUGUCCUACCUGUGUGAAUAUGAUUAUGUGAAGCUGAGCUCUGGUGGGAAGACCUUGGCUACACUGUGUGGGAAGGACAGCACAGACACCGAGGAGGCUCCGGGCAACAAGACGUACAUCUCCACGGACAACCACCUCGUGGUGGUGUUCCGGUCCGAUUACUCCAACGAGAAACCAUUCACGGGCUUCGAGGCCUUUUAUGCUGCUGAAGAUAUUGAUGAGUGCAAGCAGCUGUUGGAUGGUGAACCCCUCUGCAAUCACCACUGUCACAACUACGUGGGGGGCUACUACUGCAGCUGCAGGGUUGGCUACACCCUGCAUGGAAACAAGAGGACGUGCACAGCCCACUGUCAGAGUCUCGUUUUUACCGAGAGAAUUGGAGAAAUCAGCGGCCCUGACUAUCCAACAGCUGAUCUCAGCUCCUGCAGCUACAGGAUCCAGAUAGAAGAGGCCUCCUGAUCGUGCUGGAAUUCGAGGAGACCUUUAAUGUGGAGACACACCCAGGACUGCUGUGCCCCUGUGAUGUCCUUAAGGUCAAGGUGCACGUGGUGAUGGACACUGGAGAAACUGCAGCUCGUGGCUCAGCAGCCUGCACAGACCUGCCUGCUGGGCUGGGCAGAGUCACCCACAGCUGUUCCACUGCUUUGGCAAAGGAGCAGCAGUGCUGUGGAUCCUGAGCACGGCUGCAGGCAGAGCCUGCAGAGCACCGAGGUCCCCCAGCACCCCUGCCCUGGCUGGUGCCCCUGCAGGACCUGCUGCACAGCCCUGCCUGCAGAGCUGCACAGAUGGUGCUUUCACCUUCAGAGGCACAACCCCAGUCCCUGUUCAGCUGACAACAGAUUCUCAGAACUAAUGAAAAGCGAUUUCAGAAAAAAAAUGUUUACAAAAUGUUUAAAUAGUUUUAAAAAAUUAUAUAGACCCCCUUACAAUAUAAACUUCCUCUUUCUUGUAUCUCACCUUUCAUUAAUAUUUCACUUUAUAGAAUAAUUGAAAAUGAAGUAUCAUUAAAGACAAUCAAGACUCGAAACACUUCAAUGUAUUUUCAAUAACAGUUUAUUUACUCACUUAUAAACACCAGAGUAUGCAAAGCAGUUAAAAAAUAUUACUGAAACUUGAAAUGGGGAUUUUGUUUGAGGGUGAAGGAAGGCUAAAAUUAUUAGCAAAGACUACUCAAUGCUGCCAACCAGCCACUUAAAACCUAAGCCUGAACAAUUUAAACCUUAAAUUUAAAGAAUUAAAACCAUGCUAAUUACAAAAACUUACCACAAAGUUCCUUGCAGGGGGUCACAGUUAGUCUUUGGAGGUCCAAGAAUACCAUUUUUAAGUGUUACUCAGCAGAAGUAGCUGGUAAUAGUGCAAGUGCUAAAAUGCAAAAUUCACAGAUGGGACAGAGUUUGGAGAUUAUUCUGAUUUAGGUGCAGGAAAAAAAAAUGUAAGCAACUUUUUGCAGUGGAAUAUGAACAAAGGUGUGGGAUUACUUCUCAGCCUGAGUGUUUAGAAACCCUCUUUAAACACUGAGGUACAGCUGAUUUUUUUAACAGUGCAGCCAUGCACUUUUGUCUGCUGUUCGGGUGCUCUGCCCUUCACAAGCCUCAGCAGGACACACAGUAACGAAGAACUCACUUGGAAAGUCACACAGGUUAAACCCUGUACAAAUAUCCCUAUUCAGACUGUUCACAGCCCCAGCACAGCAUUAUGGUGAUAGAACAAUACGGACCAGGCAGCAGAGGGUUGCAAGCCCAAGUAGGUGAAACAAUUCCUCAAGCUCCUACCACCAGUGGAACUUCCCUCCCACCACUUUCUACUCAAACAUCCUGCCCUUCCUUAAGAAGCUGCCCCUUAUGUGACACCUCUGCACCUGUCAUAAACUUAAGUUUUUCAGACUCAGAAUUUAUCAGCCUGUUUAUAUUUACUGGUGCUUUAUUCAGCUGGAAAGUCUUUCCUGUGACUAGUUUUUAGCAGGAGUUAAUAGUGUUCUUCUGGGCUGGAAGUGUGGCAGGAGCCCGUUUCCCAUGAGUGGGCUGGUCUAAAAGCAAGUUAAAAACAUCCAUGCCCAAAGGAGGUGCUGUGGACAGCGAGUGCCUGUCUCCCCCAACCCCCUCCUGCUGAGGAACUCCGACUCCUAACCGAACAAGUCCCAUUCCUUGGCACAGAUGGAAGCUGGAGGGAGCUGCUUACCAGUCUAGGUGCGGGCACCCCAAGGUGUGGGACCUGGAUUUUAGAUCUAUGUCACUGCACAGUGCAAGGCUACAGUGGCUUAGAGGUGUGUCGGUGGCUCCUCUAGAACCUGCUUAUCUGAAACAAACCGAGUGACUGCAAAAAGCUUUACAGAAGUUCAUCUCAAAAGGGUAAAAUUAAUUAACUGCUAUGAAUUCUUUGCAUUCAGGGCUGCAAAACAAAGACACAUAUUACUUAAAUCAGUUUUAUUUAAGAAUUUCCUACAGUGACAAAUCUUAUAAAAAGCAUCCAAACACGAAACUGCAGCAAACAGCAUUCUUAUGGAUAUCUUACAGACAGUGGAACUUCCACCCUGGAGAGGCACACUGAGCUCUAGUGAUCUCUGCUACAAGAGCUACUGCAAAGCACACCACAAGCUCAAUGUUUCUCAUCACAAACCCCAUCGUCUUCAAGUCACAUUACCACACUUACAGAUCAUUAACAGAAAAAAAACACACACCAUACAGCAUUCACAGCAGUUGACAUAAGGGAAAAGAAAUACAAAUAUUCCAUUUCACAUAACACAUUCAACUAAUUGAUUAACUAGGUAGAGAACCCACUUAAAGUCUUCCACAUGUGGAUGUCCUUUGAAUGCAAUAAACACUCGUACUUUAUUUGCUA
Messenger RNA from Myiozetetes cayanensis, 3076 nucleotides. RefSeq names its product MBL associated serine protease 2 (gene MASP2). Bases 47 to 697 code for a protein of 216 amino acids. The record is from RefSeq and is a predicted model, not a curated record. Lineage: Eukaryota; Metazoa; Chordata; Aves; Passeriformes; Tyrannidae. The transcript is spliced from 7 exons. Gene Ontology annotation, molecular function: calcium ion binding; serine-type endopeptidase activity.